This is a messenger RNA of Chenopodium quinoa (quinoa), 999 nucleotides long. Its product is annotated as ribosome-inactivating protein PD-L3/PD-L4-like. Gene Ontology annotation, molecular function: rRNA N-glycosylase activity. The record is from RefSeq and is a predicted model, not a curated record. The transcript has a single exon. Bases 1 to 999 code for a protein of 332 amino acids. NCBI's taxonomy places the organism in Eukaryota, Viridiplantae, Streptophyta, Magnoliopsida, Caryophyllales, Amaranthaceae. Gene Ontology annotation, biological process: negative regulation of translation.
AUGGUGAGAAUCAAAAUCACGAGCGCUUAUGUUAUGGUAGCCAUAGCAGUAUGGAUGGUGCUUGAACCAACUCUCGCCGCAAAACCAGAUGUAAGUUUCGACAUCGAAGGUGCUACAAUAGCUAGCUACUCGCAAUUGUUGACUGAUGUACGUAACAUAGUGAGGGAUAGAAAGAUUGUAUAUGGUGGGCGCCCCGAUUUACCAGUAAUGGCGAAACCUUCAGCAGCAAAAAAUUAUUUGUAUGUCGAUUUGACAGCAUCAGGGGGAAGGACAAUCACAAUUGCUGUGAAUUUAAGAAAAGAUUAUAAUUUAUAUGUGGUUGCUUAUCUUGACAAAAUUAAUGGAAACUUUAGGUCACAUAUUUUUAAAGAUUUUGCCAAGAGUUACCCUGCUGAUGCUGAAAAGAAUCUCUUUCCAGAGGCGAAAGUUAAAGCUGAUCGUCUAGUUAUGCAUUAUGAAAGUAAUUAUGCUGAGGUUGAGAGUAAGGCAGGUUCUAGAGCCAAUUUGGGAUUGGGAAAACAACCACUAAUCUUAUUCUUUAACAAAGUUUAUGGGCAGCCCAUUGUUGAUACGAGUGAAGCUCGAUUUAUGCUCGUUGUUAUGCAAAUGCUUUCCGAGGCAACACGAUUUGCAUAUAUCGAGAGAAUGAUUGUGGAAAAUUUUGAGAAAGAAACUGAUGAAUGCUAUAAACCCGACUUUAAAACGAUCGAAUUUGAAAAGACUUGGAAGAAGAUCACUGUAGGAAUUAAGAAUUCUAAGGGAGGUGAAAUCAAGCCGCCACUAGAUUUAAAGGAUCCUGAGGAUAAUCCUUGGCCAGUGUCCAGUGUCGAAGAAAUUGCUAGAGACAUGGGGCUUCUAAAGAACGAAGGCGCUACUACGACCGCUAACAACCGAGUAUCUCUGGCACUAGUCAUCAAUAAAUUACAAAGGCAUUUCAACCAGUUCAUUAGUUUUUUUAAAGCCAACAAUGGUGAUGAUGAUUAUGAGGCUGAACUGUGA